Messenger RNA from Periophthalmus magnuspinnatus, 508 nucleotides. RefSeq names its product prokineticin 1 (gene prok1). The record is from RefSeq and is a predicted model, not a curated record. The coding region runs from base 62 to 382 and encodes 106 amino acids. The transcript has 3 exons. Lineage: Eukaryota; Metazoa; Chordata; Actinopteri; Gobiiformes; Gobiidae.
GCAUGACACAGACUGGAUCUGAUCUGAGCAGUACCAGUCCAGUUCUCCUCCUGUUGCUGCAAUGGGCUUCAGGGCCAUGCUGCUGUCCGUGCUCCUGCUGUCCCUCCACUUGUCCAGGGCGGCUGUCAUCACAGGGGCAUGUGAGCGGGACCUCCAGUGCGGGCUGGGUCUGUGCUGUGCCGUGAGUCUGUGGCUGAGGGGGCUCAGGAUGUGUGUCCCGAGAGGAGUGGAGGGUGACGAGUGCCACCCCUUCAGCCACAAGGUGCCCUAUCAUGGAAAACGACUGCACCACACCUGCCCCUGCCUCCCUCACCUGGUCUGUACAAGAUAUGCCGACAACAAAUACAAAUGCACCGAGGACUUCAAAAACCUAGACUUUUGAGAAAAGCUUCAUGGAAUCUCCUGAGGAAACCGUCUCACUGACAACAUGCCUCUAUGCACUAAAGUCUACUGUAUCAAAGAGCAAAAGUGCCACACAUUCAGACUAGACACUUUAUUUUUCUGUAAA